Camponotus floridanus (Florida carpenter ant) is the source of this 3365-nucleotide messenger RNA. RefSeq names its product leukocyte receptor cluster member 8 homolog. The coding region runs from base 4 to 2640 and encodes 878 amino acids. The record is from RefSeq and is a predicted model, not a curated record. The transcript is spliced from 7 exons. Gene Ontology annotation, cellular component: nucleus. Lineage: Eukaryota; Metazoa; Arthropoda; Insecta; Hymenoptera; Formicidae.
GCCAUGAUAAUCAUUAAUCGUGGCGUUCCGGCCAUUUUGAUUCAUUCUCCACCGUGCUUCGGACAUGACAUUUCGAGUGUAACGUCUCGCGUCGUUGAACGCGGGGAAAGCGACGAUAGAAAGCCCGAAGAGAGCGAGGCGUUGUCGCAGAAGAAGCAAGCGCAGCAGCAGCCGUUUCAUCCGCAGCAACAGCAUCACAUCGGAGCAGGCCCGAUGGCGAACAUGGCGUGGCAGUAUCCGCCUAAUAAUAUGCACAACAUGUUUCCUCCGUAUCCGGGGCAAAUAUACAGUUCAGGGUAUCAAGGCGUGCAGCACCAAGGGCAGGUGUUCAAUUAUUAUCAUACAAUGAUGCCAGGAUAUGGUCAAACUUUUAAUCCACAGCAGCUACAGCAGCAGCAACACCACCAGCAGCAGCAGCAGCAGCAACAACACCAACAGCAGCAGCAGCAGCAGCAACAACAGCAGCAGCAGCAACAGCAGCAGCAAGGAAAUAAUCAAACAAAACAGCAGUUACAUCAACAACCUCCCAUACCUGGUACUCCCAUGGCUUUAGAUGAUGAUUCUGAUCUUCCUCCAUUGCCUCCUGGUCCACCACCAGCGGUACAAUCAACUCAACAGCAUAACAAUCAUAUGCAACAACAAUCGAUGACUUAUCCAUCAGGAUUGAUGUAUUCAUUUCCUUAUGGUAACUGGAAUGGAAUACACAAUGAUACUCCUCAAUACUCGAGCGGGCAAAUUCGUUUUAAUUUGCCAAACAAGAAAACUGGUCUCGGAUACACGCCAUCCGGCAAUAGUGGCGCUGCGAAGAAAAAACGUAAGCGGAACAAAAAUUUAGCAGCUCAAUUCAACAAUAGCUUUCAGGGAAAUGCUUCGACGAACAGCCCUAAUUUCAUACCUAACGGACCUAACGCAAAGCCGACGGAACUGCCGCCGCUGCCUCCCACGCAGUGCGAAGUGGCGGCUCCUCCGCCGCCUAGCGAAGAGCCACCUGGUCCUGUUGCAUCCGUUACCACGACAGCUAGUAACGCGGUUUCCAGCGCCGGCGCUGCUACUUCCAUCGGGGUCAUCCCCAGUCCGGUUGGGGAUUGGCCCGAUAGUCUGAAAAAUUACGUGAACCGAUGCUACGAAAAAUGUAAGACGGCAGUCGACAAGGAUCAGGUUGAAAUUAUAUUGAAAGGAAAAAUCACACGCGCUGCAAAUGACGGUUCGCUCUGGGUAAAGGACUGGGAUAAAGAGCCUCUGCCCAGCAUCCACAGCGAACGCAUGACUAUGACGAUCAAGCCUCAGAAACCGGCGUUAAAGCUGGCGAAUCCUCUGGCGAGCCCACUGGUCAAUGGUCAACAGGGAGGCUUGCGCAAGCCUGGUCUCUCCAGCUCACUCGGGGCUCGGCUUGGCGCGCGUCUCUCUGUGACACACAGCAGGCGGUCGAGGACUAGGUCCAAGUCGAGAUCUAGAUCGAGGUCAAGAUCAAGAUCUAAGUCAAGGUCGCGGUCCCAUUCGCGAUCGCGCUCGAGAUCGAGGUCAAGGUCAACGCGUUCGCGCACACGUAGCCCACCGUCACGCAGAUACAACAGACGUAGCACAUCCUCGUCGUCGAAUAUUAGCGAUCGAGAGCACGAUUACAAGGCGCUCAAAAUAAAAAAGUCCGCGCGCAGCAACAAUAAGGCAAAUCACAGCAAUAAGAAGAGCAAGAAGACUAAGCAGGCUAAGUCACAUUUCUAUUCCGAAUUUGGUUUAGCUACAGGCAAUACAGACGAGCUAGGCACCAAGGAGAAACUACAACAGCGUGCUGCCAGAUUCAACGAUGGCAUUUCCAGGACAGUGGUCAGCAGCAAUAUUAUUAGAGACGACCCAAAUACGGACUUUGAUUUUACUGGGCUCCAUAUCGUUGGCACAUGCAAGGAUCUAGAAAAGCCCUAUUUACGUCUCACAUCGGCUCCUGCCCCUUCUGCAGUUCGACCGGUAAGUGUACUUCAAAAUUCUUUGGCCCAUGUCAAGAAACGUUGGCUAGCCGAGCAGGACUAUAGAUAUGCUUGCGAUCAACUGAAAUCCAUCCGACAAGAUCUUACCGUACAAGGUAUCAGGGACUCGUUUACAGUUCAUGUAUACGAAACUCACGCCCGUGUAGCUUUAGAACGUGGCGAUCACGAAGAAUUUAAUCAGUGUCAGACACAGCUGAAAAUGCUGUAUCAGGAUCUCGGUGGCGAAAACCGAUGUGAAUUUAUUGCUUAUCGGAUAUUAUAUUACAUCUUUACGAAGAAUACUCAAGAUUUAACAACAAUUUUAGCAUCUCUUUCGGAAGAAGAUAAAAACGAUGAAUGUAUAAAACAUGCUUUGAAAAUACGCUCAGCAUGGUGGUUGGGUAAUUUUCAUGCUUUCUUCAAGCUGUAUAGAACGGCACCGCGAAUGUCUGCCUUUUUGAUGGAUUGGUUUGUCGCAAGAGAACGAAAGAAAGCAUUGAAAUUUAUGAUAAAGUCCUACCGGCAAAAUUUGGCGGUUCGUUUCGUCGUAGCGGAAUUGGCCUUUGAGUCUUUGGACAAGUUUUAUGAAUUUGUCAGUGAGUUCGGCUUGGUUUACGCCGAUCUCGUUCGACAACAAAUCGACUGCAAGGCAAGCAGUGGUAGUCUAGGUAGUUGGUAGAAGCCGAAAUCUACUCUCCUACCUUUAUCUCUCAUGGCGGAAGAUAAUUAAAACGCGAAAGAAAAGGGCCACACAUACAUACACACACCACACACACAUACACACCACACACGUGCAUCUAUAAUAAAUCUCACGUGUGUGUUGCAUUAUGUGUAUAUGCAUAUGUUUCGGACAUGCGUACAUUUGUGUGACGCAUAUGCAUAUAUAUAUACAUACAUAUUUACAUAAGUAUCUUCCAUUUCGCUGGUACGCGUAUCUCAAUUUGUAAAUUUUCCUCGCUCUUGGAAGCCCUACAUGUGUUGGCUCUGUCUUUCGCAAACGUAUCUUCAAAUCGUCGUCCCACAUCAAUUUCAUCACCGUCGGGCACAAAAUCGAAAGCUUGGAACUUCGACUACAGCUCCGACUGUGAAUUUGUACAUAUGUAUACGCUCCUUCGUUCGCGGUUUCCCCUUCUCCACGUGCACGUGUACAUAAUUACAAGAGGACAUAUAUGUGGAUCGCUUUGCCGGGGGCCCGUGGAAAUUGUACAAAAUCCGGAUGGAUCGCGUGUUUCCAUUAAUCCGGCGCUACCUCACUAAAAAAAAGAUUAAAUGAAAAAAAUCUCUUUAUAUAAUACAUGUCGAGAAUCAUAUUUACAACGUAAUAGGAUUUACGGUCUUCGCAAAAGAAAAAAAGCCCAUUUUUUCUCGUUUGUUCUUGGCUUGGAACGAUUCGUUGAUGAGAAA